AUGGUAGCGGACCACUGGAUUGAGAGUAUGGAAACCUACUUUAAGAUGAUAGAGUGCUCUGAGAUAGAGAAGAGGAAGAUAGCUACAUUCUUCCUGAAAGAUGAUGCACUAGAUUGGUGGAAGAGUAUGAGGCAGACGGUAGAUGUGUCUACCUUCACCUGGGAUGGUUUCACGGCUCUCUUCCGAGAGAAGUACUUUCCAGCUACAGUGCAGGAGAAUUUAGAGCUUGAGUUCCUUGCGCUAGCACAAGGGGAUAUGACUAUCAGAGAGUAUGAUACUCGUUUUUCACAGUUGUAUCGGUAUGUCAGGCCAAUGGGUGUGACCUCCUUAGCCCAGAAGUUUCUACGAGGGCUUAAACAAGAAUACAAGACCAUCAUAUCAGCACUAUGUCUGUCUACAAAGGAGUUGAUGUAUGAGAGUGCCAUGAAUUUGGAACAGGUAGAUAAGACUCGAGUAGGAGAUGUGGGAGAUAGAGAUGCUAAGGGAAAAGGCAAGGCAAUCAGUUCAGGCAGCGGGCACUCAGGGCCGAAGGGUGGAUCAUGGAAGAGGCCAAGACCCUACUAUCAGAUUCCGGCUAAGGCAACAUCUCCAUCUGUCAGGACUGCACCUAUUAGACCAUUGGCAUCGGUGAGGUGUUUCGUUUGCAACGAGAUGGGGCACUACGCCAUAGCAUGUCUGAAACCAAAGAGAGCACGCUGCUACAGAUUCGGGGAUCCAGUAUUUCGUUAUCGUUGCCUCAAGUCAGAUAAUGCCAUAAGAACAUGA
This is a messenger RNA of Argentina anserina (silverweed cinquefoil), 765 nucleotides long. RefSeq lists its product as uncharacterized. The transcript has 2 exons. The coding region runs from base 1 to 765 and encodes 254 amino acids. The record is from RefSeq and is a predicted model, not a curated record. Gene Ontology annotation, molecular function: nucleic acid binding; zinc ion binding. NCBI's taxonomy places the organism in Eukaryota, Viridiplantae, Streptophyta, Magnoliopsida, Rosales, Rosaceae.